AAAAAAAAAAAAAAAAAAAAUUUUUUCAUUUCAUUCAACAUGAUUGAAUCAAUUCAAUUUUCAAAUGUAAAUAAAAUUUCUUUUUUUUCAUUAGAAAUGCGUAUCGAUUAUCAUUUGGAACGAAUUAUGAAACAUAAUCGAUUGAUAAAUUUUAAAAAUUCUAUCCGUUCAUUUUCCAUUUAUGAACGAAUUCUAGAAUGUUUAUUGGAAAUAACCACUUCCACACAGAAUAUUAUUGGUCGUCGACAAAAUCUGAUUCGAAAUGGCCAUCAUUUUUGUCAUUUAUUAUUGGCAAUAAUUCAUUCGAAAAAUGAUCGACAUUGGAAACAACAGAUAUUGAUUGAAUUGUUUCCAUUUUUCAAAGAAAUCUGCACAAAUCUUGGCCAAUUAAUAUGGGCAUUAAAUUCGAAUAAAGAACAUAUCCGUUAUGUUUGUAAAGUGUUUGCUUUGCCUGAAUACUAUUUCCGAUGUACAUCGUCAACAUCAUUAUACGGUGGUGAAUUCAUACCGAUCAAAGCCAUAAUAAUACAAAUGAAUCGUAAUUGUUUGAUGACCAUCCAUGAAUGUGAAACAAUUCGAAUGAAUAUUCAUCAUAUGGUAAAAGAAAUUUAUUUUAAUUGAUGAUCAUUUUUUGU
This is a messenger RNA of Dermatophagoides farinae (American house dust mite), 635 nucleotides long. RefSeq lists its product as uncharacterized. Lineage: Eukaryota; Metazoa; Arthropoda; Arachnida; Sarcoptiformes; Pyroglyphidae. The record is from RefSeq and is a predicted model, not a curated record.